This is a messenger RNA of Amaranthus tricolor (Joseph's coat), 990 nucleotides long. RefSeq lists its product as uncharacterized. The record is from RefSeq and is a predicted model, not a curated record. The transcript is spliced from 2 exons. The coding region runs from base 1 to 990 and encodes 329 amino acids. Lineage: Eukaryota; Viridiplantae; Streptophyta; Magnoliopsida; Caryophyllales; Amaranthaceae.
AUGCAAUCUAGAGACAUUGAUAGGGAUUAUAAAAUACGUCUGAUUGCAUCACUUGAUUGUAUAAGAUAUCUUCUACACCAGGGGUUAUCAUUUCGUGGUCAUGAUGAAAGUCGGGAUUCUUCAAAUAGAGGAAAUUUUCGUGAACUUUUACAAUUUUUGGCUGAUCACAAUGAAGAUAUAUCUAAAGUUAUUUUGAGCAAUGCUCCUGGAAAUCAACAAAUGGUAUCCCCUAUGGUGCAAAAAGAUCUUGUCAAUGCCGCUGCCAAAGAAACGACAAAAGCUAUAAUUGAAGAACUUAAUAAUGAUGUCUUUGGUAUUUUGGUUGACGAGACUCGUGAUAUAUCUAAGAAAGAACAAAUGGCAAUAGUUUUACGUUUUAUUGAUAAAGAAGGAAAGAUUAAAGAACGAUUUAUUGGUAUUACUCAUGUAAAGGAUACUUGUUCUUCCACUCUUAAAGAGGGUAUUGAUCUUGUUCUUUCUGAGCACGGGUUGAGUAUCUCAAGAAUUAGGGGUCAAGGGUAUGAUGGAGCAAGUAAUAUGCAAGGUGAGUUUAAUGACCUUAAAACUUUGAUCAUGAGAGAAAGUAGUUCAGCUUACUUUGUUCACUGUUUUGCUCGUCAACUGCAACUUACCCUAGUUGCUGUCGCUAAAAAUCACACAGAAAUUGCUUGUUCUUUUAAUUGGGUGGCUAUGCUUGUUAAUGUUGUUGGAGGAUCUAACAAGCGUCAAGAUAGGGCUAGUGACACAAGAUGGGGUUCUCAUUAUCAUUCUCUUGUAAAUUUAAACAUUAUGUUUGAUAUAGUGAUUGAGGUGCUUGAUUUCUUUGCACAAGAUGGUAGAGAAAGAGAACAAAGAGGGGAAGCAUCAUUUUUGUCAAUAACUUUGCAAACUUUUGAUUUUAUUUUUUCCUUGAAAUUGAUGUUAAAUAUUCUAGGGAUAACAAAUGUUUUGUCAAAAGCAUUGCAAAGGAGGGAUCAAGAUAGCCAUUAA